GCCUUGACAGAGACAGGUAAUUCGCCAGGUCCCUGAGAAGCAGACACUUUUUAAAAAGCGCUUAUGGUCGUUAGCCUUGCCGUGUUGUAGCAGUCACACCACCAGCUGACUAGCUGCAGCAGUUGGUGUGGCUGCGGCUGCCAUAGCAACCGCUAAAGAAACACUGACAGGCUAACGGUUGUUUGUUGUGUUAGCCUCAAACAUGACGUCGAGUCGAGUAGAAUAUACAGUUUUGUUACAGAUACCCCGUUAAUAUAACAAACCAAUGCUACGCCCUGGCACCAGUGCUGUCACUGCUUGCUUGCAGCCUUGUUCCUUGAGUUUUCAUCAAGCUGUCGAAAAUGUCAGACUGUUGUAUCGUCUUGCUGUUGAGUUCAGCUAACUUGAUCAACGGUGAUUUCCAUCCCAUGCAGCAAGCUAACGUUAGCUGCCAAGGCCAUAAACUUGGACUACCUCACCGCCACCGUUAUGUGAACGCUGUCUUUCGUUUUCUUGAUCGGAAUUUCAGAUUAAAUGCACACAAACAAAUUAUACAAUAGAUCGCUUUAACUUUGAGCUCAUUUUCUGAAGUUGACAUGAGCUGGUUAGCUUUGUCUGGUUAGGAUUCCGCUUGAACUAGUAUGGAUGUUGAUGACUGUAAUGGCAGAUCCUAUGUUUCAGGCAGUGGAGACUCAUCACUGGAGCGAGAGUUUUCUGGGGCCCUCGGUGGUCCAACUGUAAGCACCCCAAAUAGCAAGGACAACUCUCCAAGUCGCUCUUUAAGUGCCAACUCUAUUAAAGUGGAGCUGUACAGCGAUGAAGACCUAGGACGCGGUAAUGAAGAUGAAAGAACCGAGCGGAUAGAUGACGGAGGUUCAGGGCAGGUACCAGAGUCUGGUGGAGGUUACAGAGAAAACAUCAACCCUGAAACCAUGGAACCUGGAGCCACCAGACUGCCGAAUGGAAAGCUAAAGUGUGACAUUUGUGGGAUGAUCUGCAUUGGGCCUAAUGUUCUCAUGGUGCACAAACGCAGCCAUACAGGGGAACGACCAUUUCAGUGUAACCAGUGUGGCGCCUCAUUCACCCAAAAAGGUAACCUGCUUCGCCACAUCAAGCUGCACUCAGGGGAGAAGCCUUUUAAAUGUCCCUUCUGCAGCUAUGCUUGUCGAAGAAGAGAUGCCCUUACCGGCCACUUACGCACUCAUGCAGUGUCCUCUCCAACCAUAGGGAAGCCAUAUAAAUGCAGUUAUUGCGGCCGUAGUUACAAACAACAGAGCACUCUGGAGGAACACCAGGAGCGUUGCCAUGGCUACUUACAGGGUCUGGAGUCACAACCAACAAACUGUGCACACAAUCUAGGAGAGGAGAUGAGAGAGCUAGAGUUUGUACCAGACUCUCUUCUGCAACCCUCCUCAGACAAGAUGGCUUUUAUCGAUCGGCUCGCCAACAGCGUCACUAAACGCAAAAGAUCCACACCACAAAAAUUUGUAGGACAGAAGCACAUGCGCCUCAACAUUGCAGAUGCACCUUAUGACCUGACAGCUGGUUUGGAUAAAGGCGAGGACAUGCAAGCUGGGGACCUUGAAGCUCCUCACUUUGCCAGCCUUGGAGGGGAGUACACAGCAGGUAAUGGAGGAGGAUUAUCAGACGCAAUUAGGCCUCUUCAGCUUCCCACCACUCAUCCAUCCUUUUUUAAAGAACUCCGGCCAAGCCACACCUCCCCUUACACCUCCAUUGCUUUGGGCCCACGGUUGGAUUGCACAGGCACCGGACCUGGACUUGGAGCUGUAGUUGUCGGGGGGAGGGAGGCAGCUGAGGGUCAUGAAGACCUUCCUACUGGCCAAAGUCACGCCCCGUCACCUAGCAAUGGUUUCCAGGACUCUACAGACACAGAAAGCAUGCCAGACGAGCCCUGCAACAGCACAGCUCCUGUUCCAACAUUGCCCAGUAACAACGGGCAUCAGCUCCUUCACUCCAGCAAUCACAUCACAAGACCUCCUCCCACCUCACACCACAGGAGUCGGGACAGACACAGCCCCAGCCGAGCCAAAGAUCGGGAGGUGGAAAGAGAAGACAGAGGACACCCAGCCCUUCCGCCUCCUGCCUCGGCUCCAACUUCCAGCUCACCCACAGCACCCUCCUCUACUUCCAGGGAGGCUUUCCGGGUCGUAGAUGCAGAAGGACGGGCUGUGCGGUCGUUCCGCUGCGAGCACUGCCGCGUGCUUUUCUUGGACCAUGUCAUGUUUACCAUCCAUAUGGGCUGCCACGGUUUUCGACAGCCUUUCGAGUGCAACAUCUGCGGCCAUCGCAGCCAGGACAGAUAUGAAUUUUCUUCACACAUUGUCCGUGGAGAGCACAUUAUUGACUAAGGCUAAAAGCUGGCCAACCUCCUCUUUACAUAGAGCCCCCCACCCCCACACACACACACACGCACUCAGACAAGGACCUGGCUCGGUUUGAUCUGCAUGGGAGCUUGAAGGGGUCACUGAUGGCAAGAAGCCUAUCCUGAAUGUUUCAGAUAUGGGGCACGAAAUUGUUAAUAUGGGUUCUGGUUAUUUUGUGAGUGAAUUAAUUAUUUAAAGUACAUUUUCAUUAAAGGUGUUCCAAAGUGUCGAAAGACGAAAUGCAUUCUUUUAUCCACAGAUGUGCCUUGCACCAAAAUUCAGGAUUCAAACUGAAUGCACAAAUUAUUGUAGACAAAUCUUUAUCAGAAGUGACACAAGGACGCCAAUGAUGAAAUCUCUAAAUACAGACAUGCUUCAUUCAAAAUUAUGAGUUCUUUAACAUUCAAUGAUGUAUUAAUCCUGUGCAGUCAGUCUCUUAUUAGAAAAAGUGCAAAUCAAGCUCAAAAACCAGGUCCAUGUUGGCUACAGUCAAAUGAUGGAAGGGGCUCUCCUUAAAUUAGAAAUGCACUUUGGUUUUGACAAGAGGUGAAAUAAAGAUUUCCAUGUUUCUAUGUUUUAGUGUGAGAGAGAGACAGACCCUGAGGGGCUCUUUGUUUUGUUGUAAACGUGGAUAAUGAAGCCCCUUUGUUUUUGUUUGUGUCGAUGCCUUGAGGAAUUUAGUAUGAAUCUGUUUUCUUCUCUGUUUUGUUUGCACUGAUACCUGCCAGAAAUCUGAUUAUAUUAAAUUAUUUUAUAGAAAUACGUUUGUGAUCUGCACAUCUCUGGAAGAAAAAAAAAGUGGAAGAACCCAUGAAAAAGUUCUGCCUCAAGAGGAGCGGGUUUCAGAUAUCACUGCCAGAGUUUAGAGAACUUCCCUUUGAAAAAUAAACUAAGACAUACUCCAACACUAAUAUAUAACAAAUCUAUUUAAAAUCUAUUUAAAAUGCGUUUAAUGUUGGGUCAUUGUUUCGUGCCUUUACCUUGUUCCCCAGACUGGAGCUACUGGACUUCAUGUCUUGAAAAAAAUGUUUGUGGAUGAUUCAAUAAGUUUAACAUGUUACAGAAUAAUUUAAACACUAAAGUUCUCGUUUUUAUUAAUAUGUCUUGCAUUUUAAAUCCUUUGUGGUUUUCAGUAAUUGUUUGUCCGGUUAAGCAGAAUUUGACCUGAUGUUAUCCUGUGAUAAAAGGCUGUUGAGGGUUUUGUUUCUGAUCCAGCUUUGGCCAUUUCAGCAGGAAGUAACUGUGAAUGGAAACGAGGCAUUUAACACCAUGUGAACGUUUUUGUUCUAUGUUAGAAAUUCAGCUUGCUGUUGUAAUGGGUUGAUGGACCUUUAACUGUUAAAGCACAUUUUUUUUUCUCUCUCCAGAAGACAGUUUGGACCUUGAUGAGCCAAAAACAGACUUGAUGCACAUAAACAGGAUUUAAAACAUUUUUCUUAAUAUUUAAAGUUAGAAAAUAGCUAAUAAGUCACAAAACGAUCUGCCGACUCAAGCCCCUCAACUUUUUUUUUUGGUUCUGGAUUUCCCCUUUGUUAAUCCAAGUUGUUUUAUUUUAUUUCCCAGCUAUAAAGUAUGUUGCUUUUCCUAACACAAACUAAAUUGAACCAGCCCAGCCACUUCCGGCUCUAAAUGAAUAUUAGUGGUUGUACUAGUGUUGUGAACAGUUUCCGUUUGGUCUUACUGAACCCAGUUGUUAAUUGAUUCUUGCAGUUUUAACAGUUGUUUAGAUAUGCAGAAGUUCUGAAGAAAAAUGUUUGAAAAAUAAUUGUUGCUUAUUUGGUUUGUGUGGUUCAGUGUGGCACCAAAUUAUUUCCUCAUUGCUGGGCCAAAGAACCACUUGUCUGCUACUGUAAAGCACUUUCCUUGGUAAAGGUGGCGAGAGGAAAAUUCAGAUAUUUGUACAUUUGGAAAAAAAAGAGCUGUUUAUUGCUGUUAUUAAAAGCUUUUGGACAUUAUAA
Molecule: messenger RNA, 4321 nt
Organism: Girardinichthys multiradiatus
Lineage: Eukaryota; Metazoa; Chordata; Actinopteri; Cyprinodontiformes; Goodeidae
Product: zinc finger protein Eos-like
Exons: 8
Coding region: 621-2348 (575 amino acids)
Biological process (GO): regulation of transcription by RNA polymerase II
Molecular function (GO): RNA polymerase II cis-regulatory region sequence-specific DNA binding; DNA-binding transcription factor activity
Source: RefSeq, a predicted model, not a curated record